ACACAUACACUCGGGAACGCCCUUCGCUGGAUGAUCAUGAAAAACCCAAAGGUGGAAUUUUGCGGGUACAGGUGAGUGGAAACCCUACACCUCCACGGAUUAACCUCAUCCUCCUCUAUCCUUACACCACCUUUUUCACCUCUUCCUGCUCUUUUCCAUCCCUGCUCCAACCGUCUGGCCAUGCACCUGCUAUACUGUUCGCCUCUGCCGAGCACAGGACCAGAGAAGGCGACAAAAAAAAACACGCCAGUGUUAUUGUUCUCUCUAUAUACUUCUAUUUCGAGUCUACCGACAACGAGUCUUCGUUGACCGCCCUCCUUGACGCGCUGAGUGCACUGGACGACCUAUGCGGAGUGAUUGAGGAAAAGUACGAGGAUGCGAGUCGGAGAUGGACUGCAGUAGCUGUUAUAGCACGUGUAGAUCAAAGGUCAAGGAGAACGCAGAUCCAAGGGGAGACGAUCUCGAUAAUUCGCUACACACCCAAUGUUCUUGUUCAUCCGAGGCAGAAGGCGAUGCGACCCCAGAACAAAGGGAAGCACUUGGUGAGAGGACGCGAGGACAAGGGAUCCCGUACGCGUCUCAUCGUUCUCUUGUCGUCUCAUCUAGUGAACCCUACGCUUCCCCUGGCACGCAGGCUCUCAACUCUCGACGGAAACACCUUCACUCCGCUCCAUCCAAACAUUUUCUCCCAAAUCCCAACCCAAUGCGGCGCCAGGGCGGGGACGGUGUUGAUGGAAGGUGAAGCUGUCUGCGCUCGCGUGGCACACAACCAUUUCCAAAUUAGGCAAAGAAGCGACUCCCAUCACCCAUCACUA
Molecule: messenger RNA, 815 nt
Organism: Acaulospora colombiana
Lineage: Eukaryota; Fungi; Glomeromycota; Glomeromycetes; Diversisporales; Acaulosporaceae
Source: the annotation of a GenBank genome assembly